Molecule: messenger RNA, 672 nt
Organism: Fulvia fulva
Lineage: Eukaryota; Fungi; Ascomycota; Dothideomycetes; Mycosphaerellales; Mycosphaerellaceae
Product: Efflux pump atB
Exons: 2
Coding region: 1-672 (223 amino acids)
Biological process (GO): spermidine transport; spermine transport; transmembrane transport
Molecular function (GO): spermine transmembrane transporter activity; spermidine transmembrane transporter activity
Source: RefSeq, a predicted model, not a curated record
AUGUUGCUGACUGAGCCGAUCGUGUCGCUCGUGUGUCUCUACAGUGGCUUCUUCUUUGGCUUAAUGUACACGUUCGUCACUGCAUCGCCCUGGAUCUAUCAGCACUACUACGGCUUCGACCUCACCGGCCAGUCGCUGUCGUUUCUCGGUCUGAUCAUUGGCGCCUUUAUCGCGCCGAUCCCAAUGACCAUCAUGGACCUCACGAUCUAUCAGUCUCGGCUCGUACAUUUCAGGACAACACAUCUUGAUACCGACCGCUUUUCUCCCGAGCACAGGUUGUACCCAGCCAUGUUAGCAUCGCCACUGCUCCCGACUUUCCUACUCAUCUUUGCAUGGACAGUCAGAUCAGGGAUACACUGGAUCGUGCCCAUCAUCUUCCAAGGGUUGGCUAUGUCGAGCAGCGUGAUCAUUUACGCUCCGAGCAACCUCUUCAUGAUCGAUGCGUAUGGACCGCUCUAUGGGGCAAGUGCGGCGGGUGCGGCGAUGUUGAGUCGGUAUUCGUCGAGUGCGGCGUUCCCGUUGUUCUCUUUGCAGAUGUAUCACACCCUAGGCGUAGGCUGGGCGACCACAUUACUGGCACUCUGCACCCUUGUCAUGGCUCCCAUACCGUGGCUAUUUUGGAAGUAUGGCGACAAGAUCAGAGCAAGAACAAAGUACGAGACAAGUUCAUAA